AUGUUUUGGGAGCCAGUAAAUCUGAAGUGGAGCGGUGUCUUGCAACUCCCCAAUGUCAACUCAUCGCUCUUUGACUCCGACGGAACCAAAGCAGUCGAAGUGACCAUCAACGACAAAUCCAUCUUCAACAGCCAAACCGGCUUCCGCCGUGCCGAACUCCUCCCCCUCUCCAACAGCGGCAGCGACGCCUCUACCACAGGAGUCAAAACCAUGCACUUCUCCAUCAUGAAAGAUACCACUCGUCCCCUCAACAGCUCACACGAAUAUCAACUCUUCUUCCUCGAAUCAAGCGACUACAGUACCAACCAGGUCGUGCUCAAAUACGGAAGUAUCAUCGGAGGGAAUCCCGGAGCAGCGAAUCCAGACUCGCUGUUUUUGCAGGGGAAUGUCAACUCGAAGCCGAUUAAGACGAUUUUUUCGACAAAAUUUACGCCUGCAACCUGGCAUAAUUUUGGGUUGACACUGGAUUUUGUGAAGGGAACGACACAAGUCUACUACUCAACUGGCAACAAACCGCUAGCUGCCGUCAGCACGGCACUCACAAACAAUGUUGCCGGGCAAGGACAAUACCAUUUCGGCAUCUUGAAGAAACCAGUUAAUCCUGGCUCAGACAUCACGAAGAGUGGAAAACAGCCUUCUGGUAUCAAUGAGGGUGUUAUCUUCGGUGGUAUUUUUGAGGAGGAUAGCAGCUCGAACUCCUGCGUUAGCUUGAGUUCAUGA
Messenger RNA from Cadophora gregata, 720 nucleotides. RefSeq lists its product as uncharacterized. The coding region runs from base 1 to 720 and encodes 239 amino acids. The transcript has 5 exons. The record is from RefSeq and is a predicted model, not a curated record. Lineage: Eukaryota; Fungi; Ascomycota; Leotiomycetes; Helotiales; Ploettnerulaceae.